UUCAUCAAUGGAGUACUCCCAUGCUCGUGCAGUAAUGGCGAUUGCUCUUUCCUUUCUCCUUUUACUCCAUUCUCUAUCCCCAACAACUGCUGCAACCAAACUAGUUGAAGGCGUUUGCAAGAAAACUAUAAGCUACACCAAUUGCGUGGAAGCUUUGGAUUCCGAUUCCCGAACUCCGUCGGCGUCGAACCUCAAAGAUCUCGCUAAAAUAGCUCUUGGGUUAGCACUAUCCAAUGCAACAGAAAGCAAGUCUUUCAUUGAUAAGCUGCUCAAGAUAAAAGGUACGGCGGCUGUUGCCAAGUGUUCGUCUUGGUACCAAGCAGUGGUGGCGUCGUUCCGGAGUGCACUGGAGGAAUUGGAGGAAGAUGCUUUGACGGCGAACUAUGACGCAAAAAUCGCCGGCGAUUACGCCGUUAGCUGUGAAAAUGAGUUGGGUUCCCGUGGGAUUAAAGUUCCGGCUAUUUCGACUAGAAACAACUACGUGCAGUUAUACAGUAGCAUUGGGUUUGUAAUUACAAAUGAACUUUGAAUUAUUCUAGACUUUCUAGUCAUUCU
Molecule: messenger RNA, 555 nt
Organism: Corylus avellana
Lineage: Eukaryota; Viridiplantae; Streptophyta; Magnoliopsida; Fagales; Betulaceae
Product: putative invertase inhibitor
Molecular function (GO): enzyme inhibitor activity
Source: RefSeq, a predicted model, not a curated record